AUGGAGUCUUAUGGAAACGUUUUUGAUGAAGAAUGGGUGAAUCUGAGCUCAAUAUUCUCCUGUGAUCAAGAUUCCAAUCAUUUCGCAGGCCAUAAAUUGUUUUCAACUGAACAUGAUCAUGGUUUGAAUCUUGAAGCUCCUUCUAUUCUUUGGCCAAGUGCCAAAGAAUCUAAUAGUUCUAAUUCAAGUGUUAACGAUGAUCAGAUUUUAGCAUAUACUUCUGAUCAAGAUCUUAAGCCUAAUUUCUGCAAUUAUUUUUCUCAAGAAAGUAUUAAUGCUACCAAUUCUCUUCCCUACCCAUGCCACGACGACGUUUUCCAGUUUUGCCAUUCAAAUACACCUACGGAUGAUGUGUGUGAUCAGUCUAAGGAUCUUUCUUUGAGGGAAGGUGACAGUAACAACUUUUCGCUACUUGCUCAAGUCUUUUCUGAUGAAGCGAUGGAAGAAAUCCUUUGUUUGAGACAAGAGGUGGUUAAGUGUAAAAGGGAGAAUUCAGUUGGUCUGCCUGUGUUUAUUGCUGAUCUGGGCAAGGAAACCCCUCUCAAGAGGAAGUAUGAAAUGCUUCAACUUCCCAAUGAAUUGGAAGAUGAAGGAAAGAGUGAGAAAAUCGAUAAGAACCCCAAGAAGAAAACUCGGGUUUCAAGAGAAAAUAAAAACAAGAAGAAAUUGACAUCAAAGAAGAAGCAGAAAAUGAUGAUGACUGCUAUUAAUAGCAAUGAGGAUGAUGGUGAAGAGAGCAAUCAAGACAAUGAAAACAUUAUUAACAAUAAUAACGGAAGAGGAAAUGCCCAAAGUUCAAGUUCUUGCAGCUCCGAGGACGAUUCAAAUGUUUUUCAAGAUACGAAUGGAGGGGCAAUCAAUUUAACUGUGAAAACAAGAGCCGGUAGAGGCGCUGCAACUGAUCCCCAGAGCAUCUAUGCAAGGAAAAGAAGAGAAAGAAUAAAUGAAAGACUUAGGAUCCUUCAGAACCUUGUACCAAAUGGGACAAAGGUUGACAUAAGCACAAUGCUUGAAGAAGCAGUUCACUAUGUCAAGUUCUUGCAGCUCCAAAUUAAGUUGCUGAGCUCUGACGAUAAAUGGAUGUAUGCUCCGAUAGCGUAUAACGGAAUGGACAUGGGUCUCUAUCAGAACAUUUCACCAAAUUUAUAG
Molecule: messenger RNA, 1149 nt
Organism: Cynara cardunculus var. scolymus (artichoke)
Lineage: Eukaryota; Viridiplantae; Streptophyta; Magnoliopsida; Asterales; Asteraceae
Product: transcription factor PIF5-like
Exons: 4
Coding region: 1-1149 (382 amino acids)
Biological process (GO): regulation of transcription by RNA polymerase II
Cellular component (GO): nucleus
Molecular function (GO): protein dimerization activity; DNA-binding transcription factor activity, RNA polymerase II-specific; RNA polymerase II cis-regulatory region sequence-specific DNA binding
Source: RefSeq, a predicted model, not a curated record